CGAGCCGCCCUCCCGGGCGGGCCUCGCGGACGCACACCUGCCUGCGCGCAAGGCUUCUUUAGGCGGCGGGCAGGCGGGCGGCCCCGUGCGGGAGUCCAGGCCAUGGAGCCCACCCGGGAGCGCGGCCCGGAGUUGCGGGGCCAGGGGGGUGGAGGCAAGUCCCCUGCUGCCAGGCUGGAGGAGAAGGAGGAAGCCCUGCAGAGGUCAGCCCCCCACACUCAGGACGCCCCAGGCAAGGACGUGCCUAUUUCCUGCACCAUCUACGGGGAGAAGCGGCCGUCAGAGGCCCCUGGGGAAGGGACUGAGCCUAUGAAAGCCUGCCAGCGCCCCAGCCCAGGGGCUCUCCAUGAAGACAGGAGCCUGGCCUCGCCUAGACCCCAGCCUCAGGGGCAAGGGCCUCCCUUCCCAGGGACAGAGGGCAGGCCGGGGAAGAGGCCCUACUCUCCAGCCGCCGGCGAGCAGAAGAAGCCUAUGGAUGUGGGUCCGGCCUCGACGGCAUCUCCCAGCAGCGCUAACCCGGCUCGGGCCACGUACAACCAAGGGCCUUGUGGGUUAGGCCGGGGGUCCUGCCAUGUGGCCAACCUCCUCAACACACUGGCCCAGAAGAACCAAAACCUGGACCAGGAGAAGAGGUCCCCGGAAGUGACCUGCCAGGUCCGGAAGAAGACACGCACCCUGUACCGCUCAGACCAGCUGGAGGAGCUAGAAAGGCUCUUCCAAGAUGACCACUAUCCAGACAGCGAUAAGCGCCGGGAGAUUGCCCAGACGGUGGGGGUCACCCCCCAGCGCAUCAUGGUGUGGUUCCAGAAUCGCCGGGCCAAGUGGCGAAAAAUGAAUGGGAAGGAGAGUAAGGACGCACCUGCCGGUCUCGCCCUUACCCCAGCCCUCGCCAGCAACCAAUGCAGCUCUGUGGCCGAGCUGCCACCUACCGAGUCCACGAUCCUGGAGCCUGGGACCCUCCCUCAGGAUUCCCUUCCAGAGCCGUCCAUGCUGCUGACAUCUGACCAGACUCUGGGCCCAAACCUGCAGAAUGAGGGCCCCCAGAGAAGGCCUGUGACACCCCCACUCUUCAGCCCCCCACCUGUCCGAAGAGCCAACCUUCCCUUUCCCCUUGGCCCUGUGCACGCCCCCCAGCUGAUGCCACUGCUGCUGGACACCCUGGGCAGCGACAGCAGCCACAAGGAUGGCCCUUGUGGGUUGUGGGGAACAAGCAUCACUCUACCCCCUGCCUGCUCAUACUUAGAGGAUCUGGAACCCCAGGAGUACCAAUCCAGCAGCAGCCAGCCAGGACCGUUCCCCUUCUCCCAGGCACCACAGACCCAGUUCUUCCAACACCCGCAGCCCCAGUUUCCAUACCUGCACCCCUUCCCCUUGCCCAGCUCGCUGACUCCGCCGCUGCCCGAAGACCCUCUCUUUGCCUUGUCCUGUGGCCCCAGCGGGGGCUCAUCCCAGGGCUAUUUCCCAGGCCCUCCAUCAGGGCCCAUCCUGCUGCAGCCACCGGCCGGGAACGUGGGUACGGUGCCUUGGGCCGACCCCUGCCUGCCAGACUUGCCGUUCCCCAGUGCCUUCUGCCCGCAGGCUCUGGGGGGCCCCCCGGGAGGGGACGGCUGCUUCCUGGACCUGUUUGCUGCCCCCUACGCGCAGGCUUCAAGUAGGCCGCCUUCCCCAAGCCUCACCCAGAUGCCCGAGAGCGCCCCGCCUGCAGCGGGAAAAGCCCCGCUCAGCCAGGCCCAGGAGGAACCACCGGCUGCCCCAGGGGAGCGGCCCCCGGCCCCCGAGGAAGAAGACAAGAGUGGCCAUGGCCCCUAGUUGUGGAGCUGAAGAACCAAGAGGCCGUCCUGCCGGAGAUGGCUGGAGCACCCCGAGGAGACGGGGCUCGAAGUUGAAGGAGAGACUGGACUCCAGGGCUCAUUUUGCCAAAUGCUGACUUGAGAAGGAGGAGGCCUGGACCACCCGUCCUUCCCCCACACCUCCGGAUGGUGGUCCUGGAGAAAUGGAGUAGGGCUGUGUUGCCUCUGACGGUUGUGUCCAUUUAUGUUAUUUGCUCUCCUUGCUCCACAGCCGCUCCAGUGGCCACCAUAAGCAGUAAACUGCCUCCUCUUGGGUUUC
This is a messenger RNA of Bubalus bubalis (water buffalo), 2109 nucleotides long. RefSeq names its product NOBOX oogenesis homeobox (gene NOBOX). The transcript has 8 exons. The record is from RefSeq and is a predicted model, not a curated record. Gene Ontology annotation, molecular function: DNA-binding transcription factor activity, RNA polymerase II-specific; RNA polymerase II cis-regulatory region sequence-specific DNA binding. Lineage: Eukaryota; Metazoa; Chordata; Mammalia; Artiodactyla; Bovidae. Gene Ontology annotation, biological process: regulation of transcription by RNA polymerase II. The coding region runs from base 103 to 1809 and encodes 568 amino acids.